This is a messenger RNA of Nilaparvata lugens (brown planthopper), 1320 nucleotides long. RefSeq names its product probable ATP-dependent RNA helicase DDX27. NCBI's taxonomy places the organism in Eukaryota, Metazoa, Arthropoda, Insecta, Hemiptera, Delphacidae. The record is from RefSeq and is a predicted model, not a curated record. Gene Ontology annotation, molecular function: RNA helicase activity; ATP binding; nucleic acid binding.
CUUCAAUUAAUACCAUUUGAUUUUAUUGUUUUCCAGUAUCAACCAACAAAACAGAAGAAGCGAAAAAAGAAAGACUUUGAAUGCGAUUUUGCGUUUGCAUCGAGCACACAAGAUUACAACAAGGACACAUGGAAUGACAUUCAAAAAUACAUCAAACGAAACGUCAAAAGCAAGGUUGAUGACAAAAUUCUGAAAGCACGAAAAAAUUUGAAGAAGGAAGAAGUUGAAGAAAAUGGCGACUCUGACAUUGAAGAUGAAGAAGCCAUCAUGGGAAACGGCAAGAAUAACUCAGACUCAGAAAUCUCCCUAUCUGACGAUGAACUGAAAAAAGAUACCCUGAAAUUGAAACAGAAAAGGAAGAAAGUAAAGAAGAUGGGCCUGAUAAGAAGGAGUCAGACGAAGAAGAAGAAGGGAUUCUUUGAAGAUGCACCUCCGUAUGACGAAAAGCGUCCUUCUAUGAGUAACCUGUCACGACCUCUGUUGAAGGCGAUAGGAGCGAUGUCGUUCGUUCACCCGACCCCCAUCCAGGCAGCUACCAUUCCAGUCGCACUGAUGGGUCGCGACAUCUGUGGUUGUGCGGCUGGUACCGGAAAGACUGCUGCAUACAUGUUGCCCACUCUGGAGAGGCUCAUCUAUAAACCUUUGAGCGGAGCUCCUGUCACCAGAGUUGUGGUUCUGGUGCCAACUCGAGAACUGGGUGUUCAAGUUUACUCAGUCACCAGGCAGUUGGCUCAGUUUACCAAGAUCGAUGUCGCUCUGUCUGUCGGAGGGCUGGAUGUCAAAGUGCAGGAACAAAUGCUGCGUAAAUCGCCGGACAUAGUCAUCGCCACACCAGGUCGUCUAAUCGACCACAUCAGGAAUGCACCUUCUUUCAGCAUAGACCAAGUCGAGGUGCUGAUCCUAGACGAAGCCGACCGUAUCUUAGACGAGUAUUUCCAGGAGCAGUUGCACGAAAUAGUGAAGCAGUGCUCUAGGACUAGACAGACGCUGCUGUUCAGUGCCACCAUGACGGACGCCGUCAGGGACCUGGCCUCUGUGUCGCUCGACAAGCCUGUGCGCAUAUUCGUCGACAACAAUCAGGAUGUCGCCUUCAAUCUCAGGCAGGAGUUUGUCAAGAUAAGACAGAAAUACGAGCCAUACAGAGAGGCAAUUCUGGCUUCGCUGGUGUGCCGCACUUUCCAUAGCAGUACAAUGGUGUUUGUGCAGACCAAGAAGGAAGCUCACCGUGUUCACAUCAUGUUGGGUCUGUUGGGAGUCAAAGUGGCCGAAUUACAUGGCAACAUGUCCCAGCCACAACGUAUGGAGGCAUUGAGAAGGUAA